GCGCAUGCGCGGCAUGCGCUCCUUCGCCUCACCCGCCACAUCUUUCUCCUCAUCCUUCUCCUGAUCUUUUUCCUUCUUUUCCUCUUUUCCCCGUCCCUGCUCCUCCGCCGCUGCGGCCAUGGGGAAGCUGAACGUGGUGAUGCUGCGGUACCUGUCCCGGGAGCACUUCAGGGUGCUGACCGCGGUGGAAAUGGGCAUGAAGAACCAUGAAAUAGUUCCUGCUAGCUUAAUUGCUUCCAUUGCCAGCCUUAAACAUGGGGGCUGUAAUAAAAUUUUGAGAGAGUUGGCGAAGCACAAACUUCUGGCUUACGAACGAACUAAAACUGUCCAGGGUUAUCGGUUAACUAAUGCAGGAUAUGACUACCUGGCUCUGAAAACGCUCUCUUCCCGACAAGUCAUCAAUUCUGUGGGGAACCAGAUGGGUGUUGGCAAAGAAUCAGAUAUUUAUAUUGUUGCCAAUGAAGAGGAGCAACAGUUUGCACUGAAGUUACACCGGCUGGGGAGAACCUCCUUCCGAAACCUGAAAAACAAACGUGACUACCACAAGCACAGGCAUAAAAUGUCCUGGCUGUACUUGUCCCGGAUAGCAGCAAUGAAGGAGUUUGCCUACAUGAAGGCUUUGCAUGACAGAGAAUUUUCUGUUCCAAAGCCCAUAGACUACAACAGGCAUGCAGUUGUUAUGGAACUUGUUGAUGGAUAUCCUUUGUGCCAGGUGCGCCAAGUGGAAGAUCCUGCUGCCGUCUACAGUGAAUUAAUGGACCUGAUUGUAAAACUUGCCAAUCAUGGUCUGAUCCAUGGGGAUUUCAAUGAGUUUAAUCUCAUCUUGGAUAAUAAUGACCAUGUCACUUUGAUUGAUUUCCCUCAGAUGAUGUCAACAUCACAUGAAAAUGCUGAAUGGUAUUUUAACAGAGAUGUUAACUGUAUUAGGGAGUUCUUCAAGAAACGCUUCAACUAUGAGAGUGAGCUCUUCCCAACCUUCAAAGACAUCAGGAGAGAGUGUUCUCUUGAUAAAGAGAUUGCUGCCAGUGGCUAUGCAAAGGAGAUGCAGGAAGAUGGUGAACUGCUUUACCCCCCAGGUUCUGAUGAGGAUGACAAUACAGAAGUGUUAGAACUUGCAGAGGAUGCUGAGAAAGAGCUCAGUUUCUUCAGCAAAAAUGAACAGAAUAGUGAAGACUUCACAUGUGAAGUGGGUGAUUUCUCUGAAAGCAGAGCAUCUGACAACGCUGCAAGCAGCAGUGAGGAAGAGGCUGAUACAGCUGAAAGCAGUGAAAAUACACAAAGACUAAAUAUGGCAGAGUUGAGUUCAGCCUUGGAAGAAGCUGAAGGGCCAGCUGUGCCUUGGAAGCCCAGUGAAGAUGCAGAGAGUUCUGCAAUUACUUCUUUUAAGGGCAAAAGACUAACUGAAAAUGCUGCUGAACUGGAAGGUCAGGCAGGUCAAGGAGGGUGCUGUGAGGGUAAGGAGAACGAAGACGAGUGCCCUGAGCUGGUCAACUCAUCAGCUUUAAAUGAGGAAUUCAGUCAUUACAGUAAUGAAGAGUGUAUUGUUCCUGUUGCUGAGCACAGAACAAGGACUAAGAGCAUCACAUCAGUCAGAAGUGUUGGAAGCUGUUCAACCAUUCCACCGGAGCUGGUGAAACAGAAGAUAAAGCGUCAGCUGACGAAACAGCAAAAGUCUGCUCUGAAGCAACGGCUGCAAAAAGGGGAGGCAAAUAUUUACACCAAACAACGUCGAGAAAAUAUGCACAACAUUAAGUCAAGCUUGGAUGCAGCCAGUUUCUGGGGAUAAUUUAUUAAGGCUGCUAUGGAACAUGAGGAAUGUAUACAGCUAAAAGGAUCAUGCUAAUUUACCAAUAAUCCUUUUAUGUAAAGGAGCAAUCUCUGCUGUGCAAACCAGAUGUUUUUGUGGGAGUUAAUAAAUCUCAUUCCCGUGACUUUGA
Molecule: messenger RNA, 1937 nt
Organism: Vidua chalybeata
Lineage: Eukaryota; Metazoa; Chordata; Aves; Passeriformes; Viduidae
Gene: RIOK2
Product: RIO kinase 2
Exons: 10
Coding region: 119-1786 (555 amino acids)
Biological process (GO): maturation of SSU-rRNA; protein phosphorylation
Cellular component (GO): nucleus; preribosome, small subunit precursor; cytosol
Molecular function (GO): ATP binding; protein serine/threonine kinase activity
Source: RefSeq, a predicted model, not a curated record